AUGGCGCUGCAGGGGCUGAAGGUGCUCGAGAUUGCGGGUCUGGCCCCGGUGCCCUACUGCGGCCUGGUGCUAGCUGACUUCGGGGCCGACGUGGUGCGCAUCGACAGAUGGCCGACCGGUGGCAGCCUCAGCGCUGACGUCCUGGCUCGCGGCAAACGCUCCCUCGCUCUCGACCUCAAGAAACCCGAAGGCGUGCAAACGCUGCUACGGCUGGCGGAGAAAGCGGACGUGCUGAUCGAGCCCUUUCGACCGGGCGUGAUGGAGCGGCUGGGCCUUGGUCCCGACAACGGGUACUACGCGCAACGGGCUGGCCACGACAUCAACUACAUCGCCGUGGCCGGCGUCCUGUCGCUACUCGGCCGGCGCGGGGAGAAUCCGCUCUUUCCGGGCAACCUCCUGGGGGACUUUGCGGGCGGAGGCAUGCUCUGUGCGCUGGGCAUUCUGCUGGCCGUGAUCGAGCGCUACAAGUCGGGCAAGGGACAGGUAGUCGACGCCGCCAUGGUUGACGGAGCAUCUUAUCUUUCAACAUUCAUCCACAACCACCGACACACGGGCAUCUGGGGCAACGCGCGGGGAUCGAAUGUGCUCGACUCCGGCGCUCCCUUCUACGAGACCUAUCGCACCAAGGAUGGCAAGUACGUCGCCGUGGGCGCUAUUGAGUCGCAGUUCUACCACAACCUGAUCAAGGGCCUGGAGUUGGACAAGGACGAAUCGCUGCCGCACCAGUUCGACACGGCCCAAUGGCCCACCCUCAAACAGACGUUCACGGAACGCUUCCUCUCGCGUACGAGGGACGAGUGGACCCGCGUGUUCGAUGGCCUGGACGCCUGCGUGACCCCCGUGCUCGAACUGCCCGAGCUCAUGCAACACCAACACAACAAAGACAGGGCUCUUCUCGAGGAAAACGAAGCGGAAGGCGGCCGGUGGGAACCGCGACCAGCUCCGCGGCUCUCCCGCACGCCAGCCUACAGCGUGCGCGCAAAGGCCUCGCCCGCCGCCGGCCAGCACACCCAAGCGGUGCUGCGCGAGUACGGCUUCGAGUCGGACGAUAUCGCUCGUCUGCUGGCCUCGGGCGCCGUCGGCGAGGAGACGCAGUCUGGCUUUCACGCGCAAACGCUCUGGCGCUCAAUCCUCUUUUUGAGGAAUUCGAAAUAG
Messenger RNA from Acanthamoeba castellanii str. Neff, 1155 nucleotides. Its product is annotated as alphamethylacyl-CoA racemase, putative. The record is from RefSeq and is a predicted model, not a curated record. Bases 1 to 1155 code for a protein of 384 amino acids. The transcript is spliced from 9 exons. Gene Ontology annotation, molecular function: catalytic activity. Lineage: Eukaryota; Discosea; Longamoebia; Acanthamoebidae.